Meloidogyne enterolobii is the source of this 1647-nucleotide messenger RNA. The record is from the annotation of a GenBank genome assembly. Lineage: Eukaryota; Metazoa; Nematoda; Chromadorea; Rhabditida; Meloidogynidae.
AUGAGUGAACCUCAACUGGGGGAUAGUGCUAAAGAAAAUGACCAACAAAAAUCUGCCGAUUCAAAAAAUGUAGUCAAAACUUCUUCCAACUCACCAGAAAAACAAGACAAAGACAAACCUGUUCAGCAUAAACAAAAUCGUCGGGCAUCAGAAGAUGUUCGACUUCAUUCAAACCGUCAGCGUAUUUACUAUAACCAAAAACAAUUUCCACAACCAUUAUCUGUUGCUGACAAACGCAAUGAUUUUGCAGCAGGUCGAAUGCAAAGUCAGCCUCAGGGCAAUUCCAGUAAUAGAGGAGGUGGACGGCCAUCUGAUAAGUCUAGCCGAUCAUGGCAGCAAAAGACGCGUUCUCUUUCAACAAAUACAGCACCUCCUCCUACAAAAUUAGAAGUACCUGGAGGGCUUAAUGAAGUGUUUAAAAAGGAUCGCAAAGACCAUAGACACAGAAAGUCAGCAACGGAUAUUGGAACGAGUAAUAAUUCUUUGGCAACAAAUGGCGAAAGUUUUGAUUAUGAAGAAAUGGAUCUUGAUGAGCCUUUCUCUGAAUCUGAGGAUGAAAGCGCUGCACGUCGUCGUGCUGCACAAAAACCAUGUUUGGUAAUUCCUCGUGGAAGGAUUCGCUCUCUUUCGGGCACAAUUCCACCAGUCGGUUAUUCGCCUCAUUGGGGUGGGCCAACAAUGUGUCUGAAAUGCCUCCAAUUUUUUCAAUUACCUGAAAUGAUGGAUUCUUUCUCUACUCAUUUAUUAAAUGAGCAUAAAGUCGUUAUUGAUGAUAUGGACAUUAUUGUUGAUUUGAAACGCUAUGUUGAACAUUGGCGACAACAAUUUAAUACUUGUAAAAUUGAAGACGUUUUUCCAAAGAUUAUUCCAGAAGAAGGACAUCCACUACACGGAAAGGUUAUUGAAUACAUUGAACAUUUACGGGAUAAAAUGACUCGUAACGAGUGUAUUUAUUGUGAAAAAACAUUUGCUGAUCGAAUUACUUUAAUGGAUCAUAUGCGUAAAAAGAACCACAAAGAAGUUAAUCCAAAAAAUAAUUAUUAUGAUAAGGAUACAAUGCCUUCAUUUAUGGACUCUGAUGAAGAAGAAGAGGAUUCUUGGGAAGAAUUUGAACAAGAUAAUACUGAUGAAGACUUACUUGGUUUAUGUCUAUUUUGUGACCAUGCAAAUAUAGAGUUGGAUGAAAUUGUGGAGCACAUGAAAGAUGACCAUAAAUUUGACAUUUUUGCUUAUAUCGACGAACAAAAGAUGGAAUUAUAUGAUCGAAUGAAAUUUGUCAAUUUUAUUAGAAAACAGACCUACAAUACUCGUUCACCAACAAAGGAAUUAAAAGUUGCUGAAAUUCCUGAUCGUGAAGAAUGGGACAAAGAUGAGCAUUUGGUCCCAAUGUUUGGAAAUGACCAUCUCCUCUGGAUGUUAGAAAGUUGGUUUUUUGCAAAAGAAAAUGAAGGUGUUAAUGAAAAGUCAGCUAAGGAAUGUAAUGGUAAUGAAUUAUUGGAAGGAGGAAAAAGUGGAUGUAAAAUUCAAUUAAAUACUCUUGUAGAAGAGUCCAAAAAGAAUGCUGUCUCUGGGGUAAUUGCUGAGGAUUUGCCAGAUUUAAGUGAAAGUAUUCUUGCCAACCCAGAGUUGCAGGAUUCAUUGCGUUAA